Scomber japonicus (chub mackerel) is the source of this 1464-nucleotide messenger RNA. Its product is annotated as tryptophan 5-hydroxylase 1-like. Lineage: Eukaryota; Metazoa; Chordata; Actinopteri; Scombriformes; Scombridae. The record is from RefSeq and is a predicted model, not a curated record. Bases 1 to 1464 code for a protein of 487 amino acids. Gene Ontology annotation, cellular component: neuron projection. Gene Ontology annotation, molecular function: iron ion binding; tryptophan 5-monooxygenase activity. The transcript is spliced from 11 exons. Gene Ontology annotation, biological process: aromatic amino acid metabolic process; serotonin biosynthetic process.
AUGUAUGCAAAGAAGGGUGAUGAACAGGGGCCACGCAGCAGAGGAAGGUCUUUUGACUCUGUUCAUGAGGAGAAGCAGCUCAACAACGAAAUGAAUAAGGUUACACUCAGUAAAAUCGAUGCAAAACAGGACAAAAGGGGUGUCUGCAAUGGGAGGCCCAGCAGCUCUCUGAAAAAUGGUGCAACUAUCAUAUUCUCACUAAAAAAUGAAAUUGGUGGUCUCGUCACAGCACUUAAGCUUUUCCAGGAAAAGCAUGUCAACCUUGUUCAUAUUGAGUCUCGCAAAUCCAAGCGAAGGAAUUCAGACUUUGAGAUCUUUGUGGAUUGUGACUCUGACCAUGAGCAGCUCAAGGAGCUUUCUCAGCUUCUAAAGAAGCAUACUGAUGUCAUUGAGAUUAUGAAAGUUGAGGACUCCGCUCUACCUGAAGAAGAUAUGACUGAUGUGCCCUGGUUCCCUAAGAAGAUUUCUGAUUUGGAUCAGUGUGUGAAUCGGGUUUUGAUGUAUGGCUCUGACUUGGAUGCAGAUCAUCCGGGAUUUAAGGACAACAUAUAUCGGAAAAGAAGAAAAUAUUUUUCUGAUUUGGCUAUGAGCUACAAACAUGGCGAUCCGAUUCCUCGUAUAGACUUCACAGCAGAAGAGGUUCGUACCUGGGGCGUGGUGUUCAGGGAACUCAACAAGCUGUACCCCAGCCAUGCCUGUAAGGAAUAUCUGAAGAACCUCCCUCUGCUGUCCAAAUACUGUAACUACAGCGAGGACAAUAUCCCCCAGCUGGAAGACAUCUCACGCUUCCUCAAGGAGCGCUCAGGCUUCAUCAUCAGGCCAGUGGCAGGUUACCUCUCCCCAAGAGACUUUCUAGCAGGCCUGGCGUUCAGAGUCUUCCACUGCACUCAGUAUGUCCGCCACGGCUCCGAACCUCUAUACACACCUGAACCAGACACAUGCCACGAACUGCUGGGUCAUGUUCCCCUGCUCGCUGAGCCCAGCUUCGCUCAGUUCUCUCAAGAGAUCGGGUUAGCAUCACUGGGGGCAUCAGAUGAUGCUGUAAAGAAACUGGCCACAUGUUAUUUCUUCACGGUGGAGUUUGGUCUAUGUAAGCAAGAUGGCAGGCUGAGGGCCUAUGGAGCAGGACUCCUUUCCUCCAUCAGUGAACUCAGGCAUGCUUUGUCUGGCAAGGCUCAUAUUCUUCCAUUUGACCCCAUGGUGACCUGUAAUCAGGAAUGCAUGAUAACUACAUUCCAAGAAGCUUACUUUGUUUCAGAGAGUUUUGAGGAAGCCAAGAACCAGAUGAGGGAGUUUGCCAAGACCAUCCGUCGCCCAUUCACAAUAUGCUACAACCCCUACACCCAGAGUGUGGACGUCCUGAAGGACACCAGCAGCAUCAACAGCAUGGUGAAGGACAUCCGGCAUGAGCUGGACAUUGUAGAGGACGCUCUUAACCGACUCAACAAACACACAAGUGUCUGA